AUGUGGCACAACAUGAUAGGGUUCAUUUGGUGGAUUCUGGUCAGCGUUUUCACCUUUAGUGCGGACGCUGUAAAUCGAACUAUCUACGCACCUUGGAUUUCACCACUGCUAUUCGUUGAAGAUGGUCACCCCGUUGGACUGCUACCGGACCUUAUGAAUGGUNUUUUAAUCAAACCGGUGGACGACUGGUUCACGGGAUCUGAUGCGUUUGUGCCCGAUGUCAACAUCACAGCAUUUGACAAGGGUUCUAUGCAGUGUUUACGGAAUCUACAUAAUACGGAUCCGAACGCAUUGUGUCUGUUUCAAAUCACCUCAGCUAGUAUGGACACACUGCAAUCGAACGGAUUGGGCGAAUCAAAUGGGAGUGAAAAUGUGGUUCUAACUAUUCCCUGGUUAAAACUACGUCCCGUCCUGCUCGUGCUGUGUUCCGGCGACGAUUGUGAUCAUUCCGGUUUACAAGCAUCCACAGUGAAGGCAAUGUACUUUCUGUUCGUCUUUCAUUCAAGCGUUUGGUCACUGCUGUUUCUUUAUAUCCUUGUGGCAGGAUCAAUGUUAUUCAUUUUUGAAAUUACUCAUCCUUUCAAAUGCGGUGGAAAAAAGCGCGAAGGACGUUACGAGGGAUGCUUCAAUUUGCUGGAAUCCUUUAUUUUCGUGUUGUUGGCCAUGUUCUUGCAGCCGUACAAAAAGUUCCCUAGAUCUUGGGCCGGAAUCACACUAGCACUGUUCUGGUACGCGUUCGCCCUGAUCUGUGUGAUCGCCUAUGCCGCAGGAAGUGUACGACUGAUAUUCCAACCGAUCGAACAAAUUGAGAACGCCCGCAAACUGGUCAUUUCACCACGUCAUCCGAUUGCCUGUGAAACAAAUCAUCCCUGGUGUGAUUUACUGGCACGGAACAAGGCCAAUCGCAUUGUGGAUGCGAUCGAUUUGCCUCGAGAUCGGUCCGGUCGAAUACACAUUGACUUGGACUCGAUCAGAAACGGAUCGUAUGCACUUCUUGUGGAUCACGUAACUGCGCACCAGUUGCUAUUUGAUGAACAGUACACAGAUGAGCAGAAUGUGACAUGGCACUGGUCCUCAGCACGGGUAGAAUGUAUCGAUCCAGCUGUGACAUCAAUGUGGAACUUGCCUUCCAUCUGGACAGGUUUUCUAACCAUCAAAUCAUCCGUGGCUCAAACUAUGAACAAUUUCAACUUGGAUCCCUCGGAAGAACGAAGACCGAAAGAGCUCUGGGAAACACUGACUUGA
Molecule: messenger RNA, 1245 nt
Organism: Echinostoma caproni
Lineage: Eukaryota; Metazoa; Platyhelminthes; Trematoda; Plagiorchiida; Echinostomatidae
Source: the annotation of a GenBank genome assembly